AUGGAAAAUAACAGCCUUGCUCGUGCUUUGUUUGGUCCUGAAGAAUACCAGCUGAAUUUGGAUAGGGCAAGAAGGCACGAGAUUUGUGUUGGUAUAGAAAAAGGUUUAGCUUAUCUUCAUGAAGAAUCAAGAUUGAAGAUCGUUCAUAGAGACAUCAAGGCCACCAAUGCGUUGCUUGAUAAGAAUCUAGACCCGAAGAUAUCUGACUUUGGGCUAGCCAAACUUGAUGAAGAGGAAAACACCCACAUAAGCACCCGAGUUGCCGGAACCCUCGGGUAUAUGGCACCUCAAUAUGCAAUGCGGGGUCAUUUGACUGACAAAGCAGAUGUCUACAGUUUUGGAAUCGUUGCUUAGGAAAUUGUCAGUGGGAAGGGUAAUACUAGUCAUCGAACAAAGGAGGACACUGUUUAUCUUCUUGAUUGGGUAGAAAGAGUUUCUCGCCGUCUUGAUUUAUUUAUUU
Molecule: messenger RNA, 460 nt
Organism: Populus euphratica (Euphrates poplar)
Lineage: Eukaryota; Viridiplantae; Streptophyta; Magnoliopsida; Malpighiales; Salicaceae
Product: probable LRR receptor-like serine/threonine-protein kinase At1g53420
Exons: 3
Coding region: 1-354 (117 amino acids)
Biological process (GO): protein phosphorylation
Molecular function (GO): protein kinase activity; ATP binding
Source: RefSeq, a predicted model, not a curated record